AUGGCGAGACCAAACGAGCCUCCUAUGCCGCUGAGGCGUAUCAAAAAAGUGGUUUCAACAUCCACUCCAAGUGAGCCAACGAGUUCCACUCCACCCAUUCAAGUUGCUCCUUCAAUAAGAGUGAAUUCCCAAAGCACCACUGUCGAGGAAGGAGGGAACGUGAUAUUCACCUACACUGCAACAGUAACAUCUGCUAAACUAGACCACGGUGGAAAUUAUACUUGUGUCGUGCAGGACUCGAGUAGCUCGGGAACUUGGACAUCCGCAAGAGUUAUUGUCCAUAUAAGGUAUCCUGAGACAUGCAGCAGUGUGAAAACAAAUGUAGCUUACGUCAGUGGUCAUUACGUCAUCGAUUCUGAUGGUUUCGGGAGUACGGCUCCGUUUGAUGUCUACUGUAACAUCACCGACAAAGGAGGCAUUGUAGUGACAACUGUCAGUCAUGAAAAAGAAAACAGAACCCAUGGGGACGGUUGCGACGAGGAAGGAUGCUACAAACGCGACGUGACAUACAUGGGAGCCAGUCUCUCCCAGCUAACAGCUCUAACAGAUGCGUCUUUACAUUGUGAGCAGUUUAUCAGCUAUGAAUGUUUUAAUGCCAAGCUCCUUCGUCAUCGGAAGGGCUGGCGGGUGUCACGUAAUGGCGUAAAAAUGAAAUAUUGGGGUGGCGCUGAAAAUAAGGAAGGUUAAUGUGCGUGUGGCGUUACACAAACCUGUGUAGACGAAAGCUGGAAAUGCAACUGCGAUGCAAUUGAAAAAAGUUUGGCGUGAAGAUAGGUGAGGAACGGACAAAACUCACCUUCCAGUGUCCCAGUUAAGGUUUGGAGACACAGCAGGCAUAUUGGAGGAAGGAUAUUACAUUCUAGGCAAGCUGAAAUGCUACGGUACAGCGUGAAUAUGGUUUUGUUGCCACAGAAACAAGACGGUGGUGUUUUGGCUUUGGGGUGAACUACUUAUAUGGUUGCGGUACUAUCCAGUUAGAGUUUCUUUCAAGAACGUUACGCUUAUCUCUUAGAAUGCCAAUUUCAAUUUGCAAUUUAAAGCAUCUUCUUUCACCGCGGGACGGAACCAGUGAACACAUGUUGUUCAUAUAUCUCGAAAUUGAUCGUCACAAGCACAAUACAAAUUUAAAAUGAAUCAAACAUUGACUGUUUUGACGCUCACUAAGUAGUGUGCAAAACUGCACAUUUAUUUUUCCCGUGUUGAGCUGUAUUGAACACCUGGCCGCAAAAUCUCCGCCAAAAUGUAGGUCAUCAGGAGUAGUCGAAUUUUUAACAGAAACUUGUUAUUCAGUCGAUGAAGUCAGGAAAUUGUCAGUUAUGUUAAAGGAUAUAAAAAAGAAGACACCUCUCAAAGUUUUAAGUCUUUGCGAUUUCCCAAACUUCAGAUAUUCGUCACAGGGAAC
Molecule: messenger RNA, 1402 nt
Organism: Orbicella faveolata
Lineage: Eukaryota; Metazoa; Cnidaria; Anthozoa; Scleractinia; Merulinidae
Product: contactin-associated protein-like 5
Source: RefSeq, a predicted model, not a curated record